AUGGUAUGCGAACGAGUUAAAAAGCUGGAAACAAUUCUAAAAACGAACGAUAAUAAUCAGCCAUUAAAUAAUUCUUCGGGUGAACAUGUUGUCAAUACAAAAAUUCAACUACCAACAAAAGAUUUGAACACACCUCUUCGUACAGAAAAGAAGAUAAUUCCAUCGGCGAAACCGCAUAAUACAUCCGGUAAUGAUGUCUCAAAAGCAGCAGGUGCUUCACAGAAAUCUGCACUACUAAAAACGCCCAUUGCGGAACGUAAUCUGAUUAAUCAAAUUCUCGAUGAAAUAGUGCAAGAUAAACCAAACGUCAAAUUUGCUGAUAUCUCUGGUCAAGAAUGUGCUAAACGUGCAUUAGAGGAGGUCGUUAUUCUUCCCGUAUUGAGACCUGAUGCAAAGGCCGUGGCCAGUGAAGCAAAAGCAAAAUUUUUCAAUAUUAGCGCAUCAAGUUUAACAUCAAAAUAUAUUGGAGAAGGUGAAAGACUAGUUCGUACGCUCUUUACGGCUGCUCGUGAACUUCAACCAUCGAUCAUAUUUGUUGAUGAAAUUGAUUCAUUAUUAAGUGAAAGAAAAGAAUCUGAACAUGAUGCAAUGAGAAGAUUAAAAACAGAAUUUUUAGUACAAUUCGAUGGAGUUCAAACAAAUAGUGAUGAUCGUAUACUCGUAUUAGCAGCAACAAAUCGUCCAUUUGAACUAGAUAAUGCCGCACUAAGACGUCUUCCUAGAAGAAUUUAUGUUCAAUUGCCAGAUAAAACAACACGAACAGAGUUAUUAAAGAAUUUAUUAGGAACAGAACACAAUUUAACAUCAGAUGAUAUAGAUUACAUUGCAAGUCAAACAGAUAAUUAUUCUGGCAGUGAUUUAACGGCAUUAGCAAAAGAUGCAGCGAUGGGUCCCGUGCGAGAAUUAUGUAUAGAAGACUUAAAAAAAUUGAGUUUACAACGAAUUCGACCAAUAUCUAUACAAGAUUUUCUUGAAUCAUUAAAAAAAAUUCGUCAAAGUGUUUCACCAGACACAUUAGAUAAAUAUGUUCAAUGGAAUAAAAACUAUGGAGAUUGUGGAAAUUAA
Molecule: messenger RNA, 1065 nt
Organism: Didymodactylos carnosus
Lineage: Eukaryota; Metazoa; Rotifera; Eurotatoria; Philodinida; Philodinidae
Source: the annotation of a GenBank genome assembly